GCGUCUGGACGUUGCUUUCGGGUGUCUUCAACGGAGAUUGGCAGUUGACGCUUGUUGUGUUUUGUCAGGAAAGCUACAAGAGCUACGAGGCUACGGACGUGUAGAAAAUGAACAGAAUAUUCGGUCGCGGGAAACCCAAAGCCCCUCCUCCGAACCUGUCGGACUGUAUCGGCAACGUGGACGCCAGGUCGGAGUCCAUAGAGAAGAAGAUCAGCAGGCUGGACGCUGAGCUGGUGAAGUACAAGGAUCAGAUGAAAAAGAUGAGAGACGGACCCUCCAAGAACAUGGUGAAGCAGAAGGCGAUGAGAGUCCUGAAGCAGAAGAGAAUGUAUGAAGGUCAAAGGGAGCAGCUGGCUCAGCAGUCGUUUAAUAUGGAGCAGGCAAACUACACAAUCCAGACGCUGAAGGACACCAAAACAACAGUGGAGGCCAUGAAGAUCGGCGCGAAGGAAAUGAAGAAGGCUUACAAGGACGUCAAGCUCGAUCAGAUUGACGAUUUACAGGAUCAGCUGGAGGACAUGAUGGAAGACGCCAACGAGGUCCAAGAGGCCCUGAGCCGCAGCUACGCCACUCCAGAGAUCGAUGAGGAUGAUCUGGAAGCAGAGCUGGAUGCGCUGGGUGAUGAGCUGCUGCUGGACGAUGACAGCUCCUACCUGGACGAGGCCUCGGCUGCUCCGUCCAUCCCUGAGGGAAUCCCGAGUGACAGCAAAACAAACAAGGAUGGCGUGCUGGUGGAUGAGUUCGGCCUGCCACAGAUUCCUGCCACAUAAACAAGGAGGAUGCUCACUCAGCUGCACUACAACUAAAACACUUUUAUAUGUCUGCUAACAUUUGUACAUGCAGAACCAUUUGACUUGAGACCGCUCCGGUUCUGGAGCAGUCCUGGUGUUGGGUUUCUUAUCGUUACUACUAGCGCUAGUUUUGCGUGUUAUUCAGUCAUUACCGUUUUGUUUGAGUUCGCACGAAGCCUGUUUAAAACGCCUGCAGGGUGAUCUGAACAAAAUAAAUGACGUGUUUUAAAUGAA
Messenger RNA from Stegastes partitus (bicolor damselfish), 1025 nucleotides. It is a transcript of the gene chmp5a, whose product is annotated as charged multivesicular body protein 5a. The coding region runs from base 108 to 770 and encodes 220 amino acids. Gene Ontology annotation, biological process: late endosome to vacuole transport via multivesicular body sorting pathway; vesicle budding from membrane. The transcript has 8 exons. Gene Ontology annotation, cellular component: multivesicular body. NCBI's taxonomy places the organism in Eukaryota, Metazoa, Chordata, Actinopteri, Pomacentridae. The record is from RefSeq and is a predicted model, not a curated record.